AUGAAGCGGAAGGAGCAAGGAAGUAAAGGUGAUGAAGCUUCGCAAGGUCAAGCGUUCAUCACAAGGGACAAUCAGCGCAAAGGGCGACCAGUGAAGAAGUCCUGGCCGUGCCACAAUUGCGGAAAGAUUGGUCACUGGAUGGCGGAGUGCCCCUCGCGCAUCCAAGAAAACACGGAGAGACACCGGCCACAGCGUGCUCAAGACAGCGGCGACCGCUAUCGAUCACAACGUGCAAACGUCGCUCAAGAAGAAGACUCGGGCGACUACCUCUUUUCGAUCGGUGAAACGACAUCUGCGAAAUCGAGCGACAUCUGGCUGGUCGACUCCGGGGCGACGCAGCACAUGACGUGCUCCAAGAAGUUCAUGCGGAACUACAAGGGGUUUGACGCUGUGGAUGUCCAUCUCGCGGAUGAUGGAAUCGUCCAAGCAAUCGGCAGUGGGGACAUUGUCAUGUCGAUGAAGACACCCCAAGGGAUGAAGAAAGGUGUGCUCACAAACGUGUGGCACAUCCCAAAGUUAUCCAGAAACCUGUUCUCGGUCGGCCGCUUCACCAAGGAUGUCGGCCCAGUGACGUUCACGAAGGAUGGGUGCUAUGGAGAAGCGAAAGGGACCAAGUGGAAAAUUGGUGCCCGUGAAGGUAAAGGACUGUUCAAGCUGCAAAUGACUCCAGUGGCGCCGGAACAAGCAAAUGCAGCCAAGUCGUCGGGAUGUCAAGGGGGCACCAAGUCGUACCUCUGGCACCUUCGGCUUGGCCACCAUAGGUCACGAUGGACUCAAUUGCAUCGUGACGAAGAACAUUGGAAUUGGCAUCGACAUAUCUUCGGUGAAGAAGUGGGACGUGUGUGA
Peronospora matthiolae is the source of this 846-nucleotide messenger RNA. The record is from the annotation of a GenBank genome assembly. NCBI's taxonomy places the organism in Eukaryota, Oomycota, Peronosporomycetes, Peronosporales, Peronosporaceae.